Messenger RNA from Xenopus laevis (African clawed frog), 2827 nucleotides. RefSeq names its product YTH N(6)-methyladenosine RNA binding protein 2 S homeolog (gene ythdf2.S). Lineage: Eukaryota; Metazoa; Chordata; Amphibia; Anura; Pipidae. Gene Ontology annotation, biological process: mRNA destabilization. Gene Ontology annotation, cellular component: cytoplasm; cytoplasmic stress granule; nucleus. The record is from RefSeq and is marked predicted. Gene Ontology annotation, molecular function: N6-methyladenosine-containing RNA reader activity; RNA binding; mRNA binding.
GAGCUGCCGCCAUGUCCGCCAGUAGUCUUCUGGAGCCGAGACCGAAAGGACAAGGAAACAAAGUGCAAAAUGGAUCUCUCCACCCAAAGGAUGGCUUGAAUGAUGAUGAAUUUGAGCCAUAUUUACAUGCACAAGAGCGGCAGAACAGUGCUUACACAGCCCUCUCCGACUCAUACUUGCCGAGUUAUUACAGCCCAUCUAUAAGUUUCUCAUACUCCCUAGGAGAGGGAGCUUGGUCUACUGGAGGCGAUCCUCCACCUACUAUGCCGUACCUAACUUCCUAUGGCCAGCUGAGCAAUGGAGAACCGCAUUAUUUGCCAGAUGCUGUGUUUGGAACAUUGGGCAGUGCCCCAUUCCUAGGACAGCCCGGGUUCAAUUUUUUUCCAAGUGGUGUAGACUUCUCAGCUUGGGGCAGUGGAGGAAACUCCCCAGGAGCAUCUGCUCCUAGUUCUGGAUAUGGGGGAAGCUAUGCAUAUGCCCCUAGCACUUUAGGGGGAGCUGUUUUGGAAGGGCAAGCAAGCUUUGGUGGGGGAAAAGCAGUGGGAAGUAUAGAACAAGGAAUGGGGGCUCUGAAACUGAGUGGAGAAGGGGGUGGUCUGAAGGCAGCUGUGGGUAGUCUGCCACCUGCAUCUGUGGCACCACCGAAGCAGGCAUCUUGGGCGGACAUUGCAAGCAAACCUGCUAAGCAAAACCUUUCUAAAAUUCUUCCUCCUCAUCCUCCACAUCCUCCAUCCUCCAAACACAACAUGGAGAUUGGAACUUGGGACAACAAAGUAUGCUCAGUCAGCGUCUGCCAGACAUCAUCUCCACCGAUGCUUCAGCAGACUCUUCCCACUGCACCCCAGGCCCCUACACGUUGGUCUGCCCAUCGUAACAGAAGCUCAGAGCAGACACAGCUUCCACCCUCAAAUGCUGAGCCUCACCCUGUCCUGGAGAAAUUGCGUUUAGUCAACAACUACAAUCCCAAGGACUUUGAUUUCAGCCUUAAACUUGGUCGUGUGUUCAUUAUAAAAAGCUAUUCAGAGGAUGACAUUCACCGUUCCAUCAAGUACAAUGUUUGGUGUUCCACAGAGCAUGGCAACAAGCGUCUUGAUGCAGCUUUUCGCUCUCUUAAUGGAAAGGGUCCGCUUUACCUGCUUUUUAGUGUUAAUGGUAGUGGCCACUUCUGUGGAGUAGCAGAAAUGUGCUCAGCAGUAGACUAUAAUACUUGUGCAGGAGUGUGGUCACAGGACAAAUGGAAGGGUCGUUUUGACGUGCGCUGGCUGUUUGUCAAGGAUGUACCUAAUGGACAGCUACGUCACAUUCGUCUAGAGAAUAAUGAAAACAAGCCAGUCACCAACUCUCGGGACACACAGGAGGUCCCGUUAGAAAAAGCACGUCAGGUGCUUCGAAUCAUCGCCAGCUACAAGCACACAACCUCCAUCUUCGAUGACUUCUCUCAUUAUGAGAAGAGACAAGAGGAAGAAGAUAGUGUCAAAAAGGUGAUCAAGAAUUAGUGGGAGAAAAAAACAGGACCAUCCACCAAAUUAUGUCCCCUUUAAAAGAUGUUCGGUGGAGACAAGAUGGACUUUAGCUAACGGGACCUGCAGUUAUCUUGUUGAAGGACAAUAGAAGAGGGUUACAGUCCCUUUACUUGUGUGAUUUAAAUGCACUUCCAGAACCCACAAGAAGGAUUAAAUACUGGUAUUCAAAUAAAUCUGGGUGUUAAACUUCAGAUUACAGAUCAGGUUAAAAUAGUAUGCUCAUUCCCGGCAUCUGGAGAUGUUUUGUUUGUAUCAUAAGCCCCUCUUGCCUUGGUUUAUUUUCAGUUUGCGGCAAAAGCCCUCUUUCUUUUUCUCUGCUCCAAAUGUAUGUGUGUUUUAUACGCAUGUACUGAUGGAGCAUACUUUAUUAAAGAAUAUGGUACACAGGGUCACACCUGUUUCCCUGAAAAAAAAAAAUGUGUUUGUGUGCCAGGUGCAUCAACAAAAUCUGCUGCAUCUGCAUAUUGAAUAUUAUAUGUAUGUAUUUUCAUUUGUUACUCCCACAGCAGGAGCAUUGACUGGGCAAAUUCAACAUGAGAAAGUUUAAUUUAAUCUGGAAACUUUUAUUUUGGAUGGGAUACAGUAUAAAUAAUAUGUUUGGAGAAAGAGUUAAAAAGAAAAACCUUAUUUUAAACAGGUUUAUUCCAUUAACUUUAAAUGAACCGUUCAGGAUACAAAUAAAAACUGGGUAAAUAGGCUGUGCAAAAUAAAAAAUGUUUCUAAUAUAGUUAGGUAGCCAAAAAUGUAAUCUAUAAAGGCUGGAGUGAAAGGAUGUCGUACAGAACACUACUGCUUUGCAGCACUCUAAGGCUGAGUUAAUCAGUGACUUUAAGGGGGGCCACAUAGGACAUAACUGUUCAGUGAGGUUGCAAUUGAUCCUCCGCAUGCAGCUCAGAUUUAAAGCAAACAGUUAUGACCCAUGUGGCGCCACCUCAAAUCACUAAUUGGUUACUGCCUGGUAACCAAUCAGUGGAAACCAAGAGAGCUGAGAAGCAGGAAGUAGUGUUCCAGCUAUUAUAGUAGUAUUAUAGUAGUAGUGUUCAGUCACUCCAGUCUUUUUUACAUUACAUUUUUGCCUACUUAUUAAAUUGAAAAGUUUAUUUUGCACAGCCUAUCUAUUUACCCAGUUUUUAUUUUUAUACUGAAUAAUUCCUUUAAGUCAGAGGAAUGAGUGCCAAAUUUGGCAUCUGCUGGGUUGGCAACCCAACUUUUGAGUGUGAAAGGUUAUGUCCACCUAAAGUCAUUUUGUGCCCCUUUUCUCUUUAUAAGAAGCCAUUUCUCUGAAAUAAAACAUCAUGUUGAAA